AUGUCUAUCGACAAAGAAGAAAAUUCUACGCAUCAAUCUCAUGUCGUCGACCAGACCAGCCGGAUGGAGACUCGCAACGGAGUUGCACAAUAUCUGCCAGAUAUUGACACGGAUGUCUUCAUCGUUGGAGCUGGCGUGACCGGACUGACUGUUGCAGCUCUGCUGGCUGCUGCUGGCGUACGAGCGUACACAAUCGCGAAGCACAGUGGAACAGCGCCGUCGCCACGUGCUCAUGUCACUAACCAACGAACUAUGGAAGUGUUUCGUGACAUGGGCAUCGAAGAAGCUGUGCGGCAGGUUUCAACACCAUUGCCACUUCUUGGGAAUGGAGUUAUAUGUACUAGUCUUACAGGUCUGGAGCUAGGCAGAUAUAGCUGCUACGGUGCUGGGCCCCAUCAGCUUUCCGAUUUUGCACAGGCUAGCCCUUCGGAGAUGGUGAACUCUCCGCAACACGUUCUCGAGCAGGUUCUCUUGACUCAUGCUCGAGAGAAAGGCGCCAAGAUCAAUUUCUCCCAUGAACUGGUCGGUAUUGAGCAAAGUGAGUCAGGUGUGGUGGGCAAAGUUCGAGAACGACAGACUGGAGCUCGGUACACCGUUCGCGCAAAAUAUGCGAUCGGAGCUGAUGGUGGGAGAUCGCUUGUUGCGGAGAGAUUUGGUUUCGGGUUUGAAGGCCAACCUGGUCUUAUGAAUAUGCUGACUUCGUGGCUCGAAGCCGAUGUCACAGAAUAUACUGCAUACCGACCAUCGUGUAUUUACAUGAUUGCUCAACCUGGAAACGCCUUCUGGGUCGGAUCAGGAACUUUAGUCGCGGUCAAGCCUUAUACCGAAUGGUUACUGAAUCGUCAAUACAAUUCUGAAGCAGAGAUAGAUACCUCAGACGACGCCGUCAUCGCGUAUGCGCGAAAAACAUUAGGAAUCCCCAACCUGAAAAUCAAAGUCAAGGACACAAGUCGAUGGCAAGUCAACAAUGUGUACGCAACUGAGAAUUGCCGCGGACGCAUCUUUUUGGCCGGCGAUGCUGCCCAUCGCCACCCUCCUGCGAGCGGACUUGGAAGCAAUACUUGUGUCCAAGACGCUUACAAUUUAGCAUGGAAGUUGGCACUUGUCGUAUCAAACAAGGCUGACAGCAGUCUUCUAGAGAGCUACAACCAAGAACGACAACCGAUCGCGAAACAGAUUGUGGGCCAUGCGAUCCAAACUCUAUACAAUUUCGCCAAAGUGCCCGAAGCUCUGGGAUUCCAGCAAGGUCAAUCAAUAGAAGAAGGCUACAAGUCACUUGAAGAUCUAUUCUCCGAUGUUCCAGGCGCGGAGCAGCGGCGCACUCUACUGAGAGAGGCCAUUGAUCUGCAAAACCGACGAUCUAAUGCUUUAGGCCUGCACCUAGGUCAACGCUACACAGAUUCCAGUGCAAUUGUUGACGACGGUACUCCUUUUCCUGAACACAGACGUGACCCAGUGCUCAACUACGAGCCCACAACACAUCCAGGAGCCUAUCUGCCGCAUGCAUGGAUCGAGGUCAAGACGCGCCGCAUGUCGACGCUAGAUAUCUUGGAGCACGGACAUUUUGGCCUCAUCAUUGGUAUUGGUGGAGACCCUUUCAUUAACGCAGCAGAAGCUGUCGGUCAUGAGCUGGGUGUAAAGCUUCCUGUGUACAAGCUUGGAUAUCGCUGUCCCUACGAUGACGUACUUGGCGAGUGGCAUGCUGCUCGCGGUGAGCUCGGCGAUCAAGGUGCGCUCCUGGUUCGCCCGGACCGUCAUAUUGCGUGGCGGACAACUAGUCGUCCUGAUGAUCCGGAGGACGCAUUGCGUAGGGCCCUUCGUCAUGUACUUGGGUUGGACUUACGACGUGAACAGCAACUUGAAUGA
Molecule: messenger RNA, 1866 nt
Organism: Exophiala bonariae
Lineage: Eukaryota; Fungi; Ascomycota; Eurotiomycetes; Chaetothyriales; Herpotrichiellaceae
Exons: 2
Coding region: 1-1866 (621 amino acids)
Molecular function (GO): FAD binding; oxidoreductase activity
Source: RefSeq, a predicted model, not a curated record